AUGGCAGGACAACCGACCGGGAGAGAGCUCUCCUACGCCAAGAAAAUGGAGGCAAGCUUGCUCGUGGAGCAAUCGCAUUCACUGCCUCCCAACUCAACAUCCACAGAACCACCGUCUCCUGUCGUGUCGGCCGGCCGCCGAUAUACACACCGGACCCGAACUGUUGCAAUCGCUACGCUCGACAAUGCGCUACAUAAACGAUUCAGCGUCGUAGCACUCGCAUCAAGCCUCUGCUGUCCGACGACAACAAGGCAGAACGUAUCGCAUUUUGCCGUUCGCACGUUCAUCCCUGCGGUCCUCUCGGCUCGCGAUACGCCCACAAGCGGGCCUCCCGAAGCCCCGGUUUUCGACGACAUGUGGGAUCUCGUACACCUUGAUGAAAAGUGUUUCAACGCGGAAAGGAACAUGCGCAAGGUGUACCUGACGGAGAGUGAAGAGCAUGAACAGCGCACCUGGUCAAGCAAGCGCUUCAUCCCCAAGGUCAUGAUUCUGGCGGCGGUUGCGCGUCCUAGACAUGAUGAUGAGCGCGGCACCAACUUCGACGGCAAGAUUGGCAUGUGGCCAAUCGUGCAGUACCUACCUGCUGUUCUCAACUCCCGCAACCGUCCGACGGGAACGAUCAUGCCAACGUUGGUAAACGUGGACACUGUGGUGUACAGUGACUACGUGAUCACGCGAGUCAUUCCAUCUAUCAAGGCCACGGCCGUCGUGUUCAACUGGUGUCCGCAAUGGAAGCAGGUGAUCCCGAGUCCACCCAUUCGGUGA
Messenger RNA from Aphanomyces astaci, 765 nucleotides. RefSeq lists its product as hypothetical. Lineage: Eukaryota; Oomycota; Saprolegniomycetes; Saprolegniales; Verrucalvaceae. Gene Ontology annotation, molecular function: nucleic acid binding. Bases 1 to 765 code for a protein of 254 amino acids. The transcript has 5 exons. The record is from RefSeq and is a predicted model, not a curated record.